This is a messenger RNA of Anopheles bellator, 348 nucleotides long. RefSeq lists its product as uncharacterized. The coding region runs from base 7 to 348 and encodes 113 amino acids. The transcript is spliced from 5 exons. NCBI's taxonomy places the organism in Eukaryota, Metazoa, Arthropoda, Insecta, Diptera, Culicidae. The record is from RefSeq and is a predicted model, not a curated record.
UUCAGGAUGAAAUCGUUCGUGGUGUUAUGCACGCUGCUGGCGGCAGCCGUAGCAGCUCCAGUGGCACAGUUCGGGUUCGGAUAUCCCGGUCUAGGAGGAGGCAAAGCAUUUCGAAAAGCCCUACGAAGAGGCUUCUUUCCCAUAGCGGUUGCGGUGCCCGUAGCAGUGGCACCGAUCGGUAUCGCCCCGGUCGGUGUCGUAGCCCCGGUAGGAUACGCAGUCCCAGGUAAUGGCUUCGGUCACAGUAAGACUCAUCGAAAACGGGGCAUCCUCGUGCAGAACCUCACCAUCAUCAUCAUCAUCACCAUCGUCACCGACCACAUUUUGAACGGUACGAUGGACCAAUAG